Messenger RNA from Chinchilla lanigera (long-tailed chinchilla), 3060 nucleotides. RefSeq names its product cerebellin 4 precursor (gene Cbln4). Gene Ontology annotation, molecular function: protein binding. The coding region runs from base 1328 to 1933 and encodes 201 amino acids. The transcript has 3 exons. The record is from RefSeq and is a predicted model, not a curated record. NCBI's taxonomy places the organism in Eukaryota, Metazoa, Chordata, Mammalia, Rodentia, Chinchillidae.
CUCUGCGGCUUCUGAGGCACAUCUCCGAACGGAAGGAAGAAAUCCGGCACGACACCUCCUCCCGCUGCCCCCACGGGCUCUAGUCUGCCCCAGGCUUCCCUGAGCACGCCAGGCCCCAGGGUUUUGUGGCACUGGCUCUUAGCCAGGCGCGGUGGCGACACCGGCAGAUCCCUGAUACCAGGCAGCGCGCCGCGCGGAUCCGCCUUGGCUCAUCCAUCCCCGAAGCAGCCAGACUGGCAGCGCCGCACUCUGCUCUGCGUCCUCCGAGCGAAGGGAGCCGCUCCGCCGGCCCAGAACGAGGAGGGGGCGAACAAGUGUGGAGCUAGGGCAGGCGCGAGGCUGCGGGGGCUUCUCCAGGCACCCGCCCUCCUCGCCGCGCUCACCAGGCUGAGUGGCCUCGGACCUUGCCCCCCAGCGGCGCUGUGCACCCACUUCCCUCCGCGCUGCGUUAAGCGUCAGAACGGAGCUACUCUGCCGGGAUCACCAGACGCUUUCGCCUGCUCUCCUCAGACUCGGGGGUUGAGCAGAGCCAACCCCAGCUGGACGCCGCGCUCCUAUAAAUAGCACGCGUGUGCCCGCUUCGCGCUCUCCCGGCGGCGCCAGCAGAGACAAAGUUGUGCUCUGGGACUGGGGAAAGAGAAGAUCCGGGGAGCCCAGUCACCCGGCAAGGCACCCCGGAACGGUUCCCGCGAAUUGGUGCUUUCCGUCCGGGGGACCCAACAAACCGCUGCCUACCUACGUCCGAGUGACACCAGGCUUGGGGAUUUUAGACCAGGCGAAAGUAGGAGUCGCUGGUGCCCUGGCCAUGAACACAGCCUCGCAUUCCUCCCGGUCCAGGAAGCUCCUGCUGCCUGUGUAAUUCGCCCCCGAGCAGGACCGACACCCGCACCGCUGGGCACCGUCACCUCCCGCUCUGUCUGUCCUACUCCCUGGUUCACCUGGGGGGGGGUGCUUGGGUUGGGGGCGAGAUUCGUUUUUUCUUUUUUCCUGAGGCGUGAUUGUGAGGGUUUGGCGACUAUUAGAUGUCUAGGAACAAGGGUGGCUGCAGGGGCCCCAGGCAGGGCUGACUGUGGAAACGGAGUUGUGCAGGGCAAGGGGUUCUGCAUGAGCUCGUCGAAGGACAAAGGCAGCAGAGCCAGCCAGAGAGCUCGAGGGGAGACUUUGACCCGCAGAACUGGUGGAGGUGUGCGCGCCGCCGCCGCGGCUGUUUGUUCAGCGCUGUCGAUCUAGCGGCCACUGGCAUCUUCUGAGCGCCGGGAUCCCGGGGUAGGAGGAGACGCCGGCAAGCACAGGCGCCAGCUGGCUGCGGCUGCCCACGCGGCUCACCAUGGGCUCCGCGCGCCGGGCGCUGUCCGUGGUGCUGGCCGUUCUGCUGCUUGUCACGCUGCCGGGGCUACCCGUCUGGGCGCAGAACGACACCGAGCCCAUCGUGUUGGAGGGCAAGUGUCUAGUGGUGUGCGACUCGAAUCCGGCUACGGACUCCAAGGGCUCCUCUUCCUCCCCUCUGGGAAUAUCGGUCCGGGCGGCCAACUCCAAGGUGGCUUUUUCGGCAGUGAGGAGCACCAACCAUGAGCCAUCCGAGAUGAGCAACAAGACGCGUAUCAUUUACUUCGACCAGAUCCUUGUUAAUGUGGGUAAUUUCUUCACAUUAGAGUCUGUCUUUGUAGCACCACGGAAAGGAAUCUACAGUUUCAGUUUUCAUGUAAUUAAAGUCUACCAGAGCCAAACAAUCCAGGUUAACUUGAUGUUAAAUGGAAAGCCAGUAAUAUCUGCAUUUGCUGGGGACAAAGAUGUCACACGUGAAGCUGCCACAAAUGGAGUCCUGCUUUACCUGGACAAAGAGGAUAAGGUUUACUUAAAACUUGAGAAAGGUAACUUGGUUGGAGGCUGGCAGUAUUCGACAUUCUCUGGCUUUCUGGUAUUCCCCCUAUAGAAUUUGAUUUCUCCGUGGGGUUUACCCAGGUGAGGGGCAGCCUACCCCUGAGUUAUUGGAAGAUCAUAUUUUCAUCAUUGGAUUGAUGUCCCUUAUUGGUUUCUCAUGGGUGAAUAUGGAUUCUCUUUAAGGAUUCUAGACCUGUCUGAACCAACACAAAAUUUCACAGAUUAUUUUUGUGUGUAUACAUUUCCAUACAUUUGGAUCAGGACUCAAAGCAGAUAAUAUCUAUCUAUGCUUAAAUGUAACGGUCAAAAGUUGUCUCAAGGUUUGUUCUGAAUUUAAUUUCUUGGAAUUAUUCAAUUUGCUGCAGGUGUGAAAUUUUAUUUAUUUGUUUUUGUGUUUUUUUUUUAAAAAAGACUGGCAACUGGGUCUGAGAAUCAGAAAACUGAAGCUCUGAUUUGAAUCACUGGUCAGUGUGAUACUGCCAAAGAAGUGUGUGCUGUGUUGGUAUAUUGGUUACAUUUGUUUUUAUUGCUUUGGAAUUUGUUUUGUUCUUGUAACACAACUGGGAAUUGUUUCUCAGUGAUGGGCAUUGUUUUUUUCUCUAUCAAUAAGGUAAUGAAUGGCUUGUCUGGAAAUUUACCAUGACUAUCAGGUUACUGAGGUGACUUCCCUAAAAUGAGAGAGAAAGAAGAAUACUUCAUAGUUGUAUUUUAAUUAUCUAUGUGAAAGAGUCAUAUUUUCCAAAUUAUAUUUUCUAAUAGAAAAACUAGAUCAUAAAUCUGACAAGGAAAAGGUUGCUUCUCUGAAUUCUAAGUGCUCAGUCCCAAACCUUGGCAAAACAUCUCUCCUCCACGGAAAAUCUUAUACUUUAUUGCUCAACUUUAAUUAACAAGAUUGAUAAUGACCGCUUUAUUAAAAACAUAAGGGAUUUUUUUCCCCUUAGACGUGACCACUUUAUUAACUGCAGAUGGGACACCCUCGUUUUUAAUUAUACCUAUUUUUCAAGCCUUCUGUUGUGUUUUAAGCAUCAUCUGGUUUUUGCCUUAACUCCUUAAAUUGUAUAUAUGUAUCUGUUUAAACUAAUAUUAAAUCCAAAUAUCCCAUAUCUAAAUUUAGUGAAAUAUUUUGUCUUUUGUAUAGAUCAUAUGAAUUCAUAAAAUUAUUUAUGUCUCUGUUAUAGA